CCAUCCCCAAACCAUUUUAGUUUUUUAUCUCUCCAUCUCGCUCACACAUUAGCAACUAGCUUAGUAGAUAGAGAAAUUAAUAAAACCUUAAUCCCAAGUUCCCACACUAUCUCAAUAAAUAUUAUGUUAAACAUGAAGAACAAUAAUAGGAAUAACAACCCUGCACCACUUUGCCCUCCAUUACAAGUCCAAUAUGAUUAUCAUCAUGGAUAUGAUUAUUCUUCCUUAUUGUUCUCCUCAUCAUACUCGUUGGCGGCACCAGCCAACACUGCUGCCGCCACCGCAGCUCCUAACUCAACAUCCUCUCCUCACUCUGGCACCGGAAAAUACCGAGGUACGCGGUGUCGGAGCGGAAAGUGGGUGUCAGAGAUAAGAGAGCCGCGGAAGUCAAACCGCAUAUGGCUUGGGACCUACCCAACGCCGGAGAUGGCUGCCACCGCUUACGAUGUAGCGGCUCUUGCAUUAAGAGGUCCUAAUGCGUAUCUCAACUUCCCCAAUUUCAUGCUCGCUUACCCUAUUCCUGCCUCCUUAUCUGCCCCUGAUAUUCGCGCUGCCGCGGCCGCUGCAGCCGAGGCAAGGCUUGUUACACCACCACCGCCACCUCCACUGCCAACACCACCGGAAAACCCUUCAGAGAUUCUGGGGGAAUAUUUCGAUGAAGAGGAGGUAUGGAAUAUGCCGAGCUUGAUCGAAGACAUGGCCAGGGGAAUGCUUAUGAGUCCCCCAAGAAUGGUGGAGUCCUUCUCCUCUGAAGACUUCGCCGAGUGCUAUUCGGAUCUAUAUAGUACUCUUUGGAGUACUUGGUAAAUUAAAACCAGUUGAGGAUUAAAUAAAAUAACAAUGAUAAUAAUCAUAAUGGUAUGAUUUCUCUCCAUAUGUGUGUUUGUUUUUGUGCUUCUAGCUAGGUCUGGCAACAAAUUGAAGCCUAAAUUAUUAUAUUUCAAAUUGUAGGGUCACUUUCAUGGUGCCCUUUCAAGUGAAAGAACCAAUUCAAAAAAAGCUAAGUUUUGGAGAUUUCAUAGUGCACCUACGUUUGGGCUUAGCUUAUUAUGCUUUUUGGCUAGAAUUAAUAAGCUUCUAUUAUUGUUUAACUAAUUAAUAACAAGUUGUAUCUGAAUAAAACUACCUCUGGUAGUAGCAGGAUGAGUAAUAUGCUAUGCUGCCAAUGAGAAAGUGCUUAUGUGUAAUGUAAUUGCAUAUGUAAGAUAUAUAUAGUGGUUAUUUAUUUAAUUUUGUGCAUCAUUU
Messenger RNA from Arachis ipaensis, 1245 nucleotides. NCBI's taxonomy places the organism in Eukaryota, Viridiplantae, Streptophyta, Magnoliopsida, Fabales, Fabaceae. The record is from RefSeq and is a predicted model, not a curated record.